CCCCCGAAAACGCCACAACGAAAAACGAACAAGCACACAACAACAACAGCGAGACAAGCAAGAGGUGCUGUGGUGUGUUGUUGGGGGCAGACCUGACCGACCAACACCACUUUGCUUUACAUCAUCACAUCACGGCGGCGCUGGGUGCAGGCACAAUACAUAGAUAGACAGAUUGAUGGAGAAGGUGGUACCGGCAGCCGAUGUCGGCGCGCAGGUGAACCGCGGCGGGAUCAAAACCAGGGAUCAGGACACCCCCGUGCUGCUGGAGGACGGGGACGAUGGCGGGCAUGAUGUUCUGGAUGUUGAUGACGGUAGCGAUGAUGACGGCGAGCAGGACACAGCGGUGUACUCAAGCGACGACAUGGACGAUGAUGAUGAUGAUAACGACGACGACGAAAGAAGAGGAGGAGAAGGAGGGGACCACACCAGUGAGGAUAAGACGCCAAAGAAGUUGUCCUCGCUGAUCCCUUCGCCGUUUCCAACACGAUUACCGGUGCUUCGAUUCUCGUACGGGGGCGACAACGUGGAGGUGGAGGGCUUGGAUCCAAAGCUGCGCGAAGGCUUGAGAUGGAAGUUCCAGUCCACAACCCCAAAUCUCGUCAAGAAGAUGGUUCGUCGCAUCGGCUUUCACAUCACCGAACGCAACGGGUGGAUUGGUACGUGGGGCAAGCACAUCAAGGCCACCUCGUUUCGUCAUCUCCGCGCCGACCAAAAGCUCAACCACUACCCCAGACACGUAUUGUCUCCCUGGCGACAUGCAGCUGCUGAAGCGCGCCUGGGACGCUGCCGGCAGUGCUGGAAGUGGAUCCUCAAGCCGAAUGCGUCUGCGCGCGGCAUUGGCAUCCGCGUCAUCUACCAGUGGUCGCAGGUCCCCAAGCGCAAGAACUACCUCGUGCAGCGCUAUCUCUCCAAGCCAUACCUCAUCAACGACGCAAAGUUCGACCUGCGUGUGUAUGUGUACGUCUCCAGCUUUGAUCCCCUCAAGGUCUACAUCUGCAGAGAGGGGCUGGCGCGAUUUGCGACGCAGAAGUACUCCAACAAAAAGUCGAAACUCCGCAACCGCUACAUGCACCUGACAAACUACAGCAUCAACAAGAAGAGCAGCAAGUUUGUGCAGAACGACGACGUUGGUGUGUGUCAGGGCCACAAGUGGGGACUGCAGGCGCUGUGGAAAUACAUGCGCGAGCACGAUGGCGUGGACACGGACCAAGUCUGGGACAACAUCUGCGAUAUCGUCAUCAAGACGCUGUUGAGUGUGGACAGCGUCAUCAACAGUGCUGUCAAAUUCAACUGCAAGAGCCGACGCGUGUGCCACGAGCUGUUUGGGUUUGACAUCAUGCUUGCCAGCAAUCUCAAGCCAUACUUGAUUGAGGUCAACAUUUCCCCGUCCAUGGCCUCCAGCUCCCCUCUCGACAAGGACAUCAAGGGUGAGCGUUGUGCUCGCAAGGGCGACCUGGACCGCCUUGUGCCGUCACCGACGUUUGAAUCACACUUUCGCUUCAUGGACACCCCGCGGUACUACAACAUGCUCCUCUGCGAAUGGUCAAAGCGCUACCACCUCAGCCCAGGCAAAGGGGUGGAGUUCCUGCAGACGAUUGGGGAAGAGGCUCUGGCUCGCGCGCAGAGCGGCAGCACACGCACGCGCCAGCUGCCGUCCUCCCACGCAACCAGCUUCACGUCAAAGAACCAGUUCUACAUGGCGCCGACGAAGCCAAAGGGGCGACACCAGCUGCCGAGCUUAGCACGCUCCCGAUCACAGGCCAGCGGCAGCGCCAGCUCCACUACCACCACCACCACCACCACCACCACAGCGACACAUCGGUUGGGCGUGCCUGCAGGCAAACAAGAAGAGCAAGGACACGAGGAGCAAGGAGAGGAGGUGGUGGUGGCGGAGUAUGUGGAAGCGGGUGAGGACAGUAGCGGGAACUUGAGGGCAGCUCGCGCGGUAGCGAUAUCAUCGGCACCAACACCGCGGAAACAGCAGCGUGAAGACGACUUGGAGAGGGCUCGGGAACGAGUGGCAAAGGGCCAGCGGCUGCGGCGCGUGGUGAGCACAGGCAGCAGCACAAGCAGCAGCGGUCGCACAACGCGCGGCAGCGAGGCCGGCAGCGCUGGGUCGGAGCGUACAGUCGUAUUGGCGGCGAGCGGACGCCCGCGCCCACCCGUCGCUGCUGCCGACGAUGGGAAACACGGCAGCUGGAGGAAAGCGAGGAGAAGAAGUUGGCAGAGGGCAAGAGGCGGCCGGCGUGAUCGGGGUGAUUGGAGUGACAGGAGUAAUGUGAGUGAUGGACGUAGUAAUGCUGAUGAUGGCGGUGGUGGCGAUGAUGACGGUGGGUGGACGGAUGUUCCGUCAGGGUAUGAUUUCGAUGCCGGGGUUGCAGCGUUUGAUGAAGCCGAAGGGGAGGAGUGUGAAGAUGAGGAUGUUGAAGACGAGGAAGACACUGCGGAUGGUGGCGGUGAUGGUGGUGAUGGUGACAUGUGCACCAAUGGUCGUGUUGAUGGCGGGUUGACUGUGGACGAGAGCUUCCUGGAUGACGAUGUGCAUGUGGUGUGGCCGCAUGGCCGCCGCAGCAGUGGUGGCAGCGAGCUGAAAGGCGAGCAGCUGCUGUCCGCUGUUCUGCGCGACACAAAUAAAGGGCGCCAUCGCCAGCACCGCCAGCACCCGCGUCCGGUAUUCCGGACAUCAGCGCGGUCGUCUCGCUCCUCUUCACGCGGCUCCUCGCGGCCAGGCUCUGCGCUCCUGCUGCGGUCGCCCACACACCCGCACACGUCACCGCUACCGCCACCUGGUGCAGAGGACAUGGACGUGAAGAACUGGUCUGCGCGUUCAUCGCUCCAGGCCACGCUGUCAUCCACACUUGAGCCUGCGCUACAGCAGGCGCUCAGGGAAAGCACAGAGGAGGAGGAGGAGGAGGAGGAGGAGGAGAGCAAUGGCGAUGGUGGUGUUGGCAAUGGUGGUGUUGGCAAUGGUGGUGUUGGUGUCGGUGGUGGUGGUGGUUGUGAUGAUGGGUUCAGACAGGACGAGCGGGAUCGGCAAUACAGCGAUCGCAGCAUGAGCGCAAUAUUGUUGCAGCGACACAACCCACGGGGCAGCCCGACACGGCGAGGAAGCAACACCAGCACCACCAAUGCUGCUGGUGGAGGGGCAAGAGGUGGAGUUCUCGGUGGGCUGGUGCAGCGCCCACCAAGCGGCCGGCCAACCUCCUCACAGCAACAGCAGCGAUGGUCUGCCAGUUCGCGCAUUGCCUCUGCAUCUCGUGGGCUGCACCGCCGGCGCGACGUCACGUCCGCUCGCAGAGCCCGCGGCACUGGGUCGGCGACUCAGCGCCCUGCUGGGUCUGCGCGCCAGCGCAGCGUGUCCAACAUCAACCUCGCCUUCACCAUUGGCCCCGCCCCCGUGCAGCAACAACACCUGAGGGGUGGCAGCGGUGGCAGAGCAGCAGACACGUCGCGCCCAUUGCACACGAGCAGGCGAAACCAGGGACGGCCGCUCUCCAUCAUGGGCACGCGAUGUGAUAGUGCGUCAAAAAGAGGGCGGGAUGGUAGCGGCGGUAGCGGCAGAGGAAGCGCUCGCCAGCAGCACGGGGAACGAAGGAACGCCUCGGGACAGAGGGCAACCACGGCGGCGGCGAUGAUGAAUACGCCGGCAGUACCCGUGGCUGAAGCCACAACCGCACAGAUGAUGGCAAGGCUGGCGCGGUUCUCGUGA
Molecule: messenger RNA, 3709 nt
Organism: Salpingoeca rosetta
Lineage: Eukaryota; Choanoflagellata; Craspedida; Salpingoecidae
Exons: 16
Coding region: 176-3709 (1177 amino acids)
Biological process (GO): protein polyglutamylation; microtubule cytoskeleton organization
Cellular component (GO): cilium
Molecular function (GO): tubulin-glutamic acid ligase activity; tubulin binding
Source: RefSeq, a predicted model, not a curated record